UCAUGCCAUCGUGUGAAUAGUCCAUUAAUUUUACUCCAACUAUCAUAUCUUAAUUUACUCUAGCAUUAAAUUCUUUGUUUAACACCAUUUAUGGUUUGUGCCUCAUACAUAUAUGUUCACUGAAGUGUUGGAAAUAUUUGUGACAUGACAAUUAUAAUUGAUGGGAAUUGUGUUGGUGCGGUCAUCCUAGUGAGUCUAUAUAUAAGCCAGUAUAUAUCUGAAGCAUCACUGGGGGAGUUUAUGAGCUAAGAGGAUGGCUGAUGAUGUUACUCUUCAGAUUGAACUUCCGAGUGGUGGCUCUGAAGUCAUUGCUGCUGAGGUUGGUGCUACUACUUCUUUUGAUUGCUUGGUUUUAAAUAUUUCUUCUACCCAAGACUUUCCUGAUAUAGAUGAAAAUGGUUGCUUAACACUUCACAAAGCUUGUAAGGAUAGUAGCUAUGAAGAGGUUCAUAAAUUAUUGAUACAUAGCAAUGAUACUUCAAUUUUUGCUACUGAUAAUGACGGACGUACACCACUUCAUUAUGCUUGUGAAGGGGAUGACAAAAGAAUUGUCCAGUUUCUUAUUCUGAAGUGUGCUGGUUGCCUCGUGUCUGAUUUGAAUGAAAUUGAAGAAGUUAAAAUACCUAAUGAUCCUGAUGUUCAGUCUAAAGUUAAAGGGUAUAUCAAUUGCACUGAUACUCUUAAAGAUACACCACUUAAUAUUGCCUGUUUUAAAGGACAUACAGAAAUAGUUAAACUACUACUGGAGCAUGGAGCUGAUUUUAAUGUCACUAAUAAUAAGGGACAGGGAUGUACACCACUUGCUAGUGCCUGUAUAGAAGGACAUACAGAAAUAGUUAAACUACUACUGGAGCAUGGAGCUAAUGUCAAUAUCACUAAUAAUAAAGCACGUACACCACUUGGUAUUGCCUGUGUACAAGGGCAUACGGAAGUAGUUAAACUACUACUGAAGCAUAAAGCUGAUUUCAAUGAUGUCACUGAUGAUAAUGGAAAUACACCACUUAGUAAUGCCUGUAAACCAGGACAUAUGGAAAUAGUUGAACUACUACUGGAGCAUGGAGCUAAUUCCAAUGUCACUAAUAAUAAGGGAUAUACACCACUUAGUAUUGCCUGUUAUAAAGGACAUACAGAAAUAGUGAAACUACUAUUAGAGCAAAAAGAUACUGAUGUUACUAUAUGUAAUAAAAGCAAUAGCAAUGUUCUAGAUGUUGCUGUAAUCCAUGGACAGAAAGAUGCUGCAAUGGCUAUAGUCAAAAGUGAUAAGUGGGAGAAUGCAUUACGUAGUUAUAAAGUUGUGAAUAGAAUUAAUGAUGUUGGAAUACUUAGGAGGACAUUACAUUUAAUCAUAUUAAUCAUAUGUUGUUGUUGCAUAAGGAAGCAAAAGCAAAAUCAUGAUUAUGGAAAUAAAGUUAAACCCGUAAAACAUUUCACAACACCAAUGAGAAGGAUAAUAAAGAAGAUGCCAGAUGUAGCUAAAGUUGUUUUUGAUCGCUGCUGUGAGACAAAAAAAUCACCAUAUGAUGAAGGUUAUGAGAUUACUUAUAAUUAUGAAUUUAUUGAGGAUUUUGAUCUACAGACACUAGAAGGAGAUCGGUCUAGUGACUCAACUAUGCAAAACGUGAAUGAGGAUAAUGAUGAUCAGUCUGAUGCUAAGAGAUCAGAUAAAAAAUGGCCUCCAAAAGCAAAACACUCUAGUCAAAAUCAUUGUCUUACUAUUCUUGCUAAUUCACCAAGUGCAGAUUUAUUAAAGCAUCCAUUGGCUGCUACACUUCUUGAUCAAAAAUGGAAUAAAUAUGGACGAAUAGUCUAUUACACUAAUUUGAUAUUUUAUUUUUUAUUUGUCAUUUUACUGACAUCAUAUGCUCUCACUGUCCAUCCUCCAAAUUCAAACAUAUGUUUGGAGGUAUUUGGAAAUGAUACUGAAACAGUUAUUGAAGGAUCUGGAAAUUACGCUUACUCAGUUAUUGGUUGCUCAGAGGGACGCUUUACAUAUGUCUCUAUUGUUCGUGCAUUUAUGAUUGUUUAUCCUAUAGUCAUGUUACUACGGGAAUUAGCUCAGGUCAUUCAGCUCAGCUUAGAGUAUUUUACCAGUUUUGUUAACUUCAUUGAAGUCUCACUGUUUAUUUCUACAAUAAUAUUUGCAUCAGUACGUAGUGACCAGUGCUAUUGUACUCGUCCAUGGCAGUGGCAGGUUGGAGUGAUUGCUGUAUUCCUCAGUUGGAUUGCACUCAUAGUAUCUAUAAGGAAGCUACCAGUAGUUGGAAUAUAUGUGGUCAUGUUUAUUAAGAUUUUUAACAACUUUAUCAAGGUUGUCAUCCUUGCCUUACUAUUAAUCUCAGCCUUUGCAAUUCCUUUUUAUAUGAUGUUUUAUGAUCCUCAAGAUAGAACAGAAGGAAUUCGUACUCCAUUUAUCACUCCAUGGAGGACAAUUAUUAAAACAAUAACAAUGACAAUGGGAGAAUAUGAAAUGGAUUCAAUAUUGCGACAGAAUAAUCAAAGGAUUGACCCUGAUGUACAGUAUCCUGUGGUUACAUUUUCAUUAAUAAUUGUGUUUGUGGUAUUAAUGCCAAUUCUAUUCCUUAAUUUAUUGACCAGUUUAGCUGUUGGUGACACUGAAGAAAUACGAAAAUCAGCUGAUGCAUACAGACGCACUCUGAGGGUUGAUUUUACACUACCUACUGAAGAUUUUCUAAGAAGUAUUGCAAGAAAACUUCCAGAAAAAUUGAAAAAUGUGAAGUCGUGGAUAAAGAGUCUAGUCACAGUUGAACAAAAACAUAAAGUAAAUCCAAACAAGAAAAAGAAAGGCAUAGCAAGUGCUAUUAGUAAGAUUGAAGAAUAUUUUUCAACUGACACUGAGGAAAAUGUAGAUGAAGUGAAGAAUAAGAGCAAACCAUUAUCUGAGGAAAUGAAGGACCUACGCAGUGCAAUGGAUCAGUUGUUAGCUAUUGCUGAAUGUAUGAGAAAAGAAAUGCAAGGAGAAAGAGGAGGAGGAUUAGCAGGGGAAGGAGAAGUAAGAGGAUUACAGGAGCAAACUAGAAGAAAGAAGAGUGAUAAAGAAUAAAGAUUUGAAUAAAAUUUAAAUUUUAUUGUGUGACAUUAUACUAGAUUCAUAAUGUUGAUUGAACCUCUUCUUUAUUUUAUUUUUGUGUGUCCCUUUUCACUCACUUUAUAGGUAGCUUGUUUUGUGCGUCCUUUUUUGCUAACAUUUAUCAUAAAUAUGCAUUUAUGCUAUUAGUGAAAA
Amphimedon queenslandica is the source of this 3241-nucleotide messenger RNA. RefSeq names its product transient receptor potential cation channel subfamily A member 1 homolog. Gene Ontology annotation, molecular function: monoatomic ion channel activity; protein binding. The record is from RefSeq and is a predicted model, not a curated record. Gene Ontology annotation, biological process: monoatomic ion transmembrane transport. Gene Ontology annotation, cellular component: membrane; transmembrane transporter complex. The transcript has 20 exons. Bases 254 to 3061 code for a protein of 935 amino acids. Lineage: Eukaryota; Metazoa; Porifera; Demospongiae; Haplosclerida; Niphatidae.